Molecule: messenger RNA, 792 nt
Organism: Paramormyrops kingsleyae
Lineage: Eukaryota; Metazoa; Chordata; Actinopteri; Osteoglossiformes; Mormyridae
Gene: mipa
Product: major intrinsic protein of lens fiber a
Biological process (GO): water transport; transmembrane transport
Cellular component (GO): plasma membrane
Molecular function (GO): water channel activity
Source: RefSeq, a predicted model, not a curated record
AUGUGGGAGUUCCGCUCGAUGUCCUUCUGGAGGGCGGUCUUCGCCGAAUUCUUCGGCACCAUGUUCUUCGUGUUCAUCGGCAUGGGUGCGGCAACGCGCUUCGUCAGCGGGCCGCACUACGUGCUGAGCGUGGCCUUCUGCUUCGGCCUGGCGGGGGCCACCAUCAUCCAGUCCAUCGGCCACGUCAGCGGGGGCCACAUCAACCCCGCCGUCACCUUCGCCUACCUGGUCAGCUCGCAGAUGUCCCUCUUCCGUGCCUUCUUCUACGUCGCCGCUCAGAUGAGCGGUGCCGUGGCGGGUGCGGCGGUGCUGUACGGGGUCACACCGGGUACCAUGCGGGGCAGUUUGGCCCUCAAUAAGCUGCAGCCUGGCAUCAGUCUGGGCAUGGCCACCACAGUGGAGGUGUUCCUCACGCUGCAGCUGGUGGUUUGCAUCUUCGCCGUCACUGACGACCGCCGUAAUGGCCGCCUCGGGUCCGCAGCGCUCGCCAUCGGAUUCUCCAUCACCGUCGGUCACCUGAUGGGGAUGUACUACACUGGCGCUGGUAUGAAUCCGGCACGGUCCUUUGCACCUGCCAUCCUCACCAGGAACUUCAUCAACCACUGGGUGUACUGGGUAGGCCCUAUGAUUGGGGGCGCCGUGGGGGCGCUGCUCUACGACUUCAUGCUCUUCCCCAGGAUGCGGGGGCUGUCUGAAAGACUGGCCAUCCUGAAAGGCAGUCGCCCCCCGGAGGACGAGAGCCAGGGCGACACACAGGGGGAGCCCAUCGAGUUGAAGACUCAAGCCUUAUAG